Molecule: messenger RNA, 3635 nt
Organism: Electrophorus electricus (electric eel)
Lineage: Eukaryota; Metazoa; Chordata; Actinopteri; Gymnotiformes; Gymnotidae
Gene: rhebl1
Product: Ras homolog, mTORC1 binding like 1
Biological process (GO): signal transduction
Cellular component (GO): membrane
Molecular function (GO): GTP binding; GTPase activity
Source: RefSeq, a predicted model, not a curated record
AGGCGCCUCGGCAGUGAAUAAGCCUUUUUCGGUUAUCUCUUUUUAUUUUAGUAAUAAGUAUUAAAUUAAUGUAAUACCGACAAUUGAUUUAGAUAGUUAUAUUAAACGCGAGAGUAAACGUAGGUGUCGUUUUUUUGGUCAUUUUAAGACACGCGAGACCAUUCGCUAAAAUCAAAGUUGAGGCUCGAGGCCCACGAGCUUGCACGAAGAGCUUGGAAAAGUUUUGUUGUUGUCAUGUGACGAGAUACGUACGUGCUGAUAAAGUGUGGCUAUCUAUUUGUAUAUUUUACUUUCACAUAUUUGAUUUAAGCGUUUAACAGUUUUUUUUUCAAAGAAUGCCUCAACCAAAAUAUAGGAAGAUUGCUGUGUUGGGAUACCGAUCAGUGGGAAAAUCAUCUCUAACGAUUCAGUUCGUCGAAGGACAGUUUGUAGACUCCUACGACCCUACAAUCGAAAAUACGUUUAAUAAAAUGGUGUCUGUGAAUGGACAAGACUUUAAUCUUCAACUGGUUGACACUGCUGGACAGGAUGAGUAUUCCAUUUUCCCACAGUCUCACUCAAUGGACAUUCAUGGUUAUGUUCUGGUAUACUCUGUCACUUCAAUGAAAAGCUUUGAAGUGAUUCAAAUUCUUCAUGACAAGCUGCUUGACAUGGUUGGAAAGAUACAGGUGCCUACUGUUCUGGUUGGAAACAAAAAAGAUCUUCACAUGGAAAGGGUGAUUAAACCAGAAGAAGGCAAGAAGUUAGCUGAUUCUUGGGGUGCUGCCUUUAUGGAAUCGUCUGCUAAAGAAAACCAGACGGCUGUAGAGGUUUUUAAGCGGAUUAUUCUGGAAAUGGAGAAAGCAGAUGGAAAUGCCCAAUCAGAGGAGAAGAAAUGCUUGGUGAUGUAGGUGCUGACUCCCUUUCAAAGACAUACGGUGAAUGCUCCCUGGCCACAGUAAGGGGAGAUGACUUCUCCAGCCAGCAUGCCACAGUAUGGUGGGGCUACAGGUCCCAAAUCCCACCCACUUCCUCACAGCAAAUGGGACGGUUCUUGUAUGAAAUGAAGAAAAACACAGUAAGUGAGGAGUUGUCCAAAACAAAAGGGAGAAAAAAAACCAAAAGUAUCUACUGUAGCCUUAAUUACACUACUGACUGUUUGCAGUUAAAAUGCUUAAAGGUCCAUUCAAAGCACAAUUUUGCUAAAAUGGGGAUUCUGGAGCCACCAAGAUUUUAUUAAAGCAAUGCCUCUUAAUUUAGACUUAAUAAACUGGUAAAUGGUGAUUAAACUGAUGCAGCCAACUACUGUUGGCUAAAAUGCCUGACACAGUUUGCGGCAAUGAAUGAAAGGUGUUGAAACGUGCUUUAUGUAUACAUGCAUAGGAGUGUUUACAUACAGUGGUAAUGUGGGCAGAUGUUACUUUUGGUUUGUGCAGUAUAAGCACCUUGCCUCACCUAAAACCCCACUUUAAGUACAUGGCGAGUUGAGCAAUCCCACAUCUAUUAGUAUAGCAGGUGGCAUGUGUUUGUUUGUUUGUUUUGUUGUUUGGGGUUUGUUUUUUUUUUUUCAGUGCCACCUGUAGCUGGAAUGUAUAUGCACCUCAGUUGCCUUUUACAGUAGUUGCUGUGGCAACAAAACAACUUUUUGACUGUGUUUCAGAUGGUUCACUCUGUUCCUGUGCUGAAUUCAUUAUUUUUAUUCUCAAUUUUAUAUAUAUAUAUUUUUUUUUUUUUUCACUUGACAGAAUCUUUCAUCCUAACUUUUCAAGGGCAUAUGAUUUACUAAAGAUGUAUUGUCGCAGUCAGUGUAUGCUUGGCCUUUAUUCUGUUAGUUUAUCUUUUUGGUUCCUUUUUCAAACGCCAGUUUUUCCAAGUUAAGUACUUCAUCCUGCUGCAAUUGAUGUGUGUCAUAUUUGUGGAAAUUGUACUAAGAAAUAAUGCAGAAACGUUCUGCGAAACAGAUACUUGCUUCAAAAGUCUAUGGAAGCUAGAUUCCACCAUAAACUGACUUUUGAAUAAACAAGAACCUCAAGUUCCCCAGUGUAAUGAAUUCUUCAGGAUUAGUGUGCUCUUAAUCUGUUUUAAUUUCAGUUUGGUUACUUUGUGAAUUUAGCUAAUUGGCAAGUGCAUAUUAACAAUCUCAUAUUAAAUAAACAUCUUUAAAAGUAAUUUUAACUAAAGUAACUCCAUCAGGCUGGGUGUUGAUCAGUUUAAAGAUUUUAUUUGAAGUCAUAAAUGUAUUUUAAAGAUGGUUGGCCAACAGGAGCUGAAACAAGAGCUACCAAUGAAGUCGUGAGACAAAGUAGUUUGGGGUCAGGAGAUGCGAAAGUCAAUAAACCAGACGAACAAUGAUUAGGACUUUCUAGUGUAAUUCCUGUCUUUCACUUCUCCAUCCCAAACUGCAGUGUCACAUUACUGGUAAUUCCAUUUCUAGAUUGUCUUCUAGAUACAUGGAGCUUUAGAGAAUGCUGGUCAAAACAUCCAUAUUAUGCAAUCACAUAUUGUCUUAAGAUUUAGUACGUAAUGCUCCUUUAAAUAAUUUGGUGGUGUGUUGGGUUGUUUGCUUGUUUUACACUUCCUCUGUAUACUAGAAGUGAAAAGAUGGUUGUUUGAAAAUGCAUUACCAGUAUGAAGGUCAUAUUUCCUCUGCAAGCUAAGACACUCUGCAAAACUGUAAACUGCUAAAAAUAGAAGUAUAAUGCAUUUCAGGUGGUUUGUGGCAUAGUUUACACCUGAUUGGUUUGAUUUUGCUUCCUGGAAAUUAGCAUGUGGUAUUUCUCUAAACCCAAAGCAUCAGCCACACUUAAUUUUUCCUGGUUUCGGGUAGUGGAUACCAAAGCCUAAUAAAUUCUGAUACCAUAAUAGAAUCUGGUAAUGCUGUUAAGUGCCUUACCUUGAACCACCUCCUGUUCUAUACCCUUAUCUAAACUGUUAUCUUCCUGUCCUCUUCCUGCGCUGUGAAAUCUCGGGAAGACUGCUCUCUCGUUCAAUGCGAGAGAGUACAAAAACUUCAUUGAUUGAUUAAAGAGGAAGACACGUGGGGUGGUGUUCAGAUUUCCGUGUAAAUUUUUUUUUUUUUUUUUUUUUUUUUUUUUUCCCUUCCCCACCCUACAGAGUAACCUGGUUAAUAACUUCCCUUGUUUUGCUAUUACAGCAUGCUACAUAGACCACAUUGUCUGGAUCUCAUUAUGAAAUUGUUAGAUAAUAAAAUAUAUACGUUCUCACAGGUUCAUUUGAAAACAAUCAUGUUUCCACUUUUGGCAUCGCUUGAUAUGAAAUGGAUAAUUAUUUCUGUUGGUCAACAUGCUUCUGCAUGAGGAAGGGCAGAGUUUCUUGGCACAAAAUAUACAUCCCCAUAAUUUACAUUGGUAAAACAUAUAAGGGGAGACAAUAAACAUAAAUAAAUCCCCAAUAUCUGGUCUGUUGUUUCAGGCUGCCAAAAUCCCUUUUUGGACAUAAGAAUUGACAUCCCCUAAUUGUUCUAAGUUUCAGGUCCUCUUUCAGGGUUUUUUUUCUCCUUUGUCAGUUUGUAUUCAUGGUGAAUCUAUUGUAAUGCACCAAAAACACCCAUACCUGUGCUGUGGGGGGUUACAGUUCAUGCAGAAAAUCAUGCUGUAAACAGUUUUGUAAAUACAAAUAAACAAUACUCCUUUCCA